ACUUAUAUUACACUGCUCUUCUUCUUCUUCUACAUCUUCCUCUCUCUCAAGUGUCAUUUUCUCACAUAUUCUUUUCUCUUUUUCAAUCUCCAAUCUCUGCAACCACUAAUCUGUUCCGUUGGAAGAUAAGCCUAGUUUGAAACCUUUUUGCUGCUUGGAUCACCUCUUCUUCUUCUUCUUCAUCUCCUUUGUAUUUUUAUAAUAGAGACCUAACCUAAUCCUUUAGUUAUAUCAUUUUUGCAAAUUGCUGUAUCUAAAGAAUACAGCAACAGCAAGAAAGGGGGAGGGGUCGGAAAGAUGGAGCUGUUUCCUGUACAACCGGAUUUAUCCUUGCAAAUCAGUCCACCAAACAGCAAACCCACAUCGAGGAACUCCGUGUCUUCAAUGGCGAAACUCGAUAACUGCUUUGAGCUCUCCUUCUCCAAUCCGAGGGUUUCAGGGUCAAACCCCAACCAGUUUCAUCACCUUGUCCGAAACGGGAGCGCCACUGCCUCAGAUUACAAUGGUAAUAUUUUGCAGUCUUAUCAGCAGAACCAGUUCCCUCACCAUCACAGCCAACUGCAACAUCCGGUGCUAUAUCAACAUCAGCAGCAUCAACAACAAGGGCUAGGACAAGAGUUUGGGUUCUUGAGACCCAUAAGGGGAAUUCCCGUCUACCAAAACCCUCCUCCUCCUUUCCCGUUUCCUCAACAGCCCUUGGAUUCAUCUUUAGCUUCUUCCUCUCCUUAUUUGGUUACUAACAAAAUUAACACCACCAGCUUCAACCCCUUCCAGCCCCAAGGAUUGAUGAGAUCAAGAUUCAUGUCCAGGUUCCCAGCUAAACGAAGCAUGAGAGCUCCAAGGAUGCGAUGGACCACUACACUCCACGCUCGCUUUGUUCAUGCUGUUGAGCUAUUGGGUGGUCAUGAAAGAGCUACUCCCAAGUCAGUUCUCGAGCUAAUGGAUGUCAAAGAUCUUACCUUGGCACACGUCAAAUCCCAUCUUCAGAUGUAUCGAACCGUGAAGACCACUGACAGAGCAGCUGCAUCAUCAGGGCAAUUUGAAAAUGGAUCAUCUGGGGAUACUUCUGAAGAUAUGAUGUUUGACAUUCAAAAGCCGAGAAGAUCAGAGAUAUCAUCAUCAGUUCAUCAGGGAAGAUCGUCAUCAUUGAAUGCUCAACAAGACAACCAUGGACUGUGGAGCAACUCGUCAAGGGAAGCUUUGCUGCAUGGAAAACCCAAGGAUUCUCCACCAAACUUACCUUCUCUCCAGAAGGAUAUGGAUCUAAAGUGCUUAAGCUCAUCAGGGAAGCUUAAUCUGGAGUUCACAUUGGGGGUGCCAAAUUGAGUACAAUAUAUCUUCAUGACUUAGGGUUUGUGGUGCUGGGUUUGGAACGGGGUUCCUUUGCCGUCCCUGUGCUUCACAGGAGAGAAGAAAAAGAGAGCAGACAAGGAGACAAGAAAGACAGAGAGAGCAACAAAAGGAGAGAAGAAAAAGCACCACGUCCUUCCUUUCAAACCAGCCGUGAGAGAUCCAAAUCAAUAUAUUAUACAUUCCUACGUAAAUAUGAAAUCUAAUUGAUUUUGUAUGUUUUUCACUUAGAGAGAAGAAAAAGAAAGAAGAAAAAUGAUAGAGAGAAGAAAAAGAGAGAGAGAAGGACGUCCCCUUUAACGAUCAUAAAAGUAUGAACUACAUUUGAAGUGAUCCUUGGUAAUUGUAAUGGAGCACUUUACAUUUCCCUUAUAAUUUUUAGCUUUUUAUAAUC
Molecule: messenger RNA, 1744 nt
Organism: Hibiscus syriacus
Lineage: Eukaryota; Viridiplantae; Streptophyta; Magnoliopsida; Malvales; Malvaceae
Product: probable transcription factor KAN2
Exons: 6
Coding region: 298-1326 (342 amino acids)
Biological process (GO): abaxial cell fate specification; regulation of DNA-templated transcription
Cellular component (GO): nucleus
Molecular function (GO): transcription cis-regulatory region binding
Source: RefSeq, a predicted model, not a curated record